Messenger RNA from Penicillium waksmanii, 1554 nucleotides. RefSeq names its product cytochrome P450. The transcript has a single exon. Bases 1 to 1554 code for a protein of 517 amino acids. The record is from RefSeq and is a predicted model, not a curated record. Gene Ontology annotation, molecular function: oxidoreductase activity, acting on paired donors, with incorporation or reduction of molecular oxygen; monooxygenase activity; heme binding. NCBI's taxonomy places the organism in Eukaryota, Fungi, Ascomycota, Eurotiomycetes, Eurotiales, Aspergillaceae.
AUGAUCCCCUUCACCUUCCUCGCCCUCCUCAUCCUCGCUUCCUACCUCAUCUACCAUCAUGUUAUAUACCCCUACUUCCUCUCACCGCUUUCUUCCAUCCCUAACGCUCACCUCACGUCUCCCUUAUGCGGGCGCUGGAUUGAGCACAAGCGCAGCACAGGCACAGAAGUCCUCGCCAUUGAUGCCCUACACCAAAAGCACGGCCCCAUCGUCCGUCUCGGUCCAGAGGAACUGAGUGUCAAUUCCAUCCACGGUCUAAAAGUCAUAUAUACCGGUGCUUUCGAGAAGCACGCCUUCUACAACGAUGCCUUUGUCAAUUUCAACGUUGAAAACAUGGUCGGCAUGGUGCACAAUGCGCCACACGCUCACCAGAAGCGCAUGCUGAGCAAGACCUUCUCCAAGUCGUUUCUCCAGGAAUCUGGUGAUCUGCAGACGAUCUCAAAGGUUGUCCUGUGGGAUCGAUUGAUGCCUAUUCUCAAGAAAGCGGGGAAUGAUGGAGAAGUGUUGAAUGUCCUGCCGACGUUCCAAGCUGUUGGGAUGGACUUUACUUCCUCAUUCUUGUUUGGGUUGAGACGAGGGACGAGGUAUCUGUUCAAUAUCCCGGAGUGGAUUAUUUGGCUGGAGGAGUAUGAGAAGUUCAAGUUUUUGAGUCGGGACGACCGGUACAUGGGGUUCAUUGAGCUGUGGUGCAUGGAGCUUUGUGAACGAACGGAGGCGUCCAGGAUUGAGGUCCUCGGUGAUGAGGAGAAAUUGCUGCCAUCCACGAAUCCAGUCAUCUAUGACCAGUUGCAGCAGAGCCUCCUUUCUCAGAAAGAACUCGAUCCGCGUCCGCUGAAUCUAGCAAUCGCGUCCGAAUUGCUGGACCAUCUAGUUGCAGGUCAUGAAACGACUGGCAUCACAUUCACAUACAUGAUGUGGGAGCUAUCGAAGCAGCCGAAGCUUCAAGCUAAGCUGCGAAAGGAGCUAAUGACCGUAUCUCCGUCCCUACGGUACCCAGGCUCGAGCACAGGGGGAGAUAAUGACCUCCCUUCUCCUUCCGCCAUAGACGCCCUUCCCCUGCUUGACGCCAUGGUCCGCGAGACCCUUCGUCUUCAUUCCCCAGCUCCAGCCCAACUCCCCCGCAUUACUCCCACCACAGAAAAGGGCACAACUCUACAUGGGUACGACAACAUCCCGGGCGGCGUAAGAGUCAGCUCAACUGCUUACUCCCUCCACCGAAUCGACGAGGUCUACCCGCACCCUCUAGAAUGGCUGCCAGAGCGAUGGCUCCAGGCAGGCGACAAUAUUCACGACAUGAGGCGACUAUUCUUUGCAUUCGGGAGCGGCGGGCGCAUGUGUCUAGGGAGUAAUUUUGCAUUGCAAGGUGCGUCCCUUAAAUAUGGAUCUUCGAGGAUGAGGCUAAUGAAUGCAGAAAUAAAAUUGGUCAUGGCGGCGGUGUAUUCAAACUUCACAACAUCUACUAUAGACGAUGAAGGCAUUGAGCAGCACUACGAAUUCAUUGCGCUGCCGCGUGGAAGAAAGUUAAUGUUGAAGUUUACGCCAGUCGAUGAUUAA